UCCCCUUGCUCUUUAUGUCACGUUAAAAUGGCAAGUUGACAUUGUCCCACUCCCUUCCUCCCCUUGCUCUUUCGUGGGCCGUCAGUAAUUAGACUUCCGCCUUCUCCUUUUUCUUUUUCCUUUUUCUUAUUCCUUUUUUCAAUUUUCAUCACCCCUCUUCCGUUCCUCAAACACCUCCAUCCCUAAUUUCCAUGUCCCAAUAGUCAAAUCUCCUCCCCGGCCCCCCCAAACCCCAACCCACGCACCCAUCGAUCCAUCAAUGGCUAAGCGAACCCUCCCCCUUCUCAAGCACCUACUUCACUCCCCAUCCCAUGCCCAUUCCUUAACAUCAACCCGAUCCGUCACCUACAUGCCUCGACCCGGUGACGGCACUCCACGUGCCGUCACCUUAAUCCCUGGUGACGGGAUCGGACCUCUCGUCACUGGUGCAGUCGAACAAGUCAUGGAGGCGAUGCAUGCUCCUGUGUACUUCGAGCGUUACGAUGUUCAUGGCGAUAUGAAGAGUAUGCCUCCGGAGGUAAUGGAUUCGAUCCGGAAGAAUAAGGUUUGUUUAAAAGGAGGUUUGAAGACUCCCGUGGGUGGUGGUGUUAGUUCCCUCAAUGUUCAGCUUAGGAAAGAGCUUGAUCUUUAUGCUUCUCUCGUUCAUUGCUUUAAUUUGAAAGGCCUUCCUACUCGCCAUGAGAAUGUUGAUAUUGUUGUCAUUAGGGAGAAUACUGAGGGCGAAUAUUCGGGGCUGGAGCAUGAGGUUGUUCCCGGUGUCGUUGAGAGCCUGAAGGUAAUGACAAAGUUUUGCUCAGAACGAAUUGCCAAAUAUGCCUUUGAAUAUGCAUACCUCAACAAUCGCAAGGUAGUGACUGCUGUGCACAAAGCAAAUAUUAUGAAGCUUGCAGAUGGUUUGUUUUUAGAGUCUUGUCGAGAAGUUGCAAGCAAAUACCCUGGGAUCAAGUACAAUGAGAUCAUUGUGGACAACUGUUGCAUGCAACUUGUAUCAAAGCCUGAGCAAUUUGAUGUUAUGGUCACGCCUAAUCUCUACGGAAAUCUGGUAGCAAAUACAGCAGCUGGUAUUGCUGGAGGCACAGGUGUUAUGCCAGGAGGCAACGUCGGGGCUGACCAUGCUGUGUUUGAGCAAGGUGCUUCAGCAGGAAAUGUAGGAAAUGAGAAGAUACUUGAGCAAAAGAAGGCAAAUCCAGUUGCCUUGUUUCUUUCAUCAGCUAUGAUGUUGAGACAUCUGCAGUUUCCUUCAUUUGCAGAUAGACUAGAAACUUCAGUAAAGCGUGUAAUUGCCGAAGGUAAAUACAUGACCAAAGAUCUUGGUGGAGUUAGCACCACCCAAGAAGUCACGGAUGCUGUCAUUGCAAAUCUGAAGUAAUAUCAAAACAACUCCCAUACUUCUGUACUUGAGAUGAUUCAUGCUACAUGUUUUUAAUUCAUCAUCCUUGUUAUGACUUCAAUUGUUCUGUUCUUCCGUUGGUGCAGCGGCCUUUUCGAGGUGGCACAUUCCACAAAAUAAUGUGAAUGUCCCAAGUGGAAAUAUUACAGUAAGAAACGGGAUUUUACAAGCUUAUAGCCAUUUUAUUUCCUAUAGAAUGUUCUUUGUAAUGAAGGUGAAUGAAUUUGAGAUAGCAACUAUUGAGCUUAAUGCGGGCUUCCUUACGAA
Messenger RNA from Capsicum annuum, 1657 nucleotides. RefSeq names its product isocitrate dehydrogenase [NAD] regulatory subunit 1, mitochondrial. The transcript has 4 exons. Bases 260 to 1369 code for a protein of 369 amino acids. Gene Ontology annotation, cellular component: mitochondrion. Lineage: Eukaryota; Viridiplantae; Streptophyta; Magnoliopsida; Solanales; Solanaceae. Gene Ontology annotation, molecular function: isocitrate dehydrogenase (NAD+) activity. Gene Ontology annotation, biological process: isocitrate metabolic process; tricarboxylic acid cycle. The record is from RefSeq and is a predicted model, not a curated record.